Messenger RNA from Micromonas pusilla CCMP1545, 2550 nucleotides. RefSeq lists its product as uncharacterized. The coding region runs from base 1 to 2550 and encodes 849 amino acids. The record is from RefSeq and is a predicted model, not a curated record. The transcript has 2 exons. Gene Ontology annotation, cellular component: ribonuclease MRP complex; nucleolar ribonuclease P complex. NCBI's taxonomy places the organism in Eukaryota, Viridiplantae, Chlorophyta, Mamiellophyceae, Mamiellales, Mamiellaceae. Gene Ontology annotation, biological process: tRNA 5'-leader removal.
AUGGCUGUUCUCGUUGACGCGCUCCAGACGCGCGCGGGCGGGACGCUCGGCGCGGCGUCGCUUCCGAGGCACCUGAGGCGCCGCGCGACGAGCCAUAACCCGUACGCGCGAGUCACGAAGCAUCGACCGAAUCUGAAGCGGAGAAAAACGAUCGAAGACUCGGGGGAAUCCGUCGACGCGGCGGCGGCGCGUCCCUCUCCCUUCCUUUCCUCUCUCUCUCUCUCUCUCUCUCUCUCUCUUGCGCGCGCGACGAAUGAACGAACGAACGAACGACGAACGAGCGCGCGCGCGCGCGCACGCGCGCGGUCGCCGAUGAGGACUCAACAACGCACCCAGCCAAACCGAGAAUUCACGCGAUGGCGACACGCGUACCCGCGAAGUGACAUUCGCACGCUACGGCCUGAGGCGACCGCGCGCAGCGGCGCGACGCGCGCGCCGUUCGCGGCGUGUUGGUCGAGAGGCGGGGUCAAGCUGCGAUCCGGCGCGGUCGCGCGGUGGUGCCGCGCGGCGAGGCGGCGGCCGGAGCGGCUGCGCGCGCGAUGGGACGCCGACGCCGCGCGCGCGGAGGCGGCGAAAAUUGAAGACGACGAAGACGAUGAAGACGACGACGACGACGAGUCGCACGCCGCCGUGAUGCACGUCGACGACGUGUGCGACGUCGGCGGCGAUCGCGCGGCGAUCGCCGCGCCGCCGAGAAAGCUCGAGACGCACGUGUGGCACGCGAAACGCUUCGAGAUGCGCCGUCACGAAGCGCACGGGUACGCGCUCGCGUGGGGUCGACGCGGAAAAGGACGCGGGUGGAGGUCGACGAUGCGUUUCGCGAGCGAGCGCUGCGUCGCGCACGACGCGUCGUAUCACUCGACGCUCGUGUUGCGUGGAACAGAAACGGACAUCAUGAAAACGUUACGCGACGUCGCCGAAGGCGGCGACGCCAAGGCGGUCGGAUCCGUCGCCGCGCGGCGCGGCGACGUCGCCGCGGACGUGACGCUCGCGCGACGCGACGGGAGAAGGAAAGGAAACGCCCGCGUCAUCGCGCCAGCGAUGGCGCUCUGGGAACCGACCGACGCGACCGACACCGACACCGACGCCGCCGCCGCCGCGCUUCUCCGCCGCGAGUUGACUCUCUGGGUGCACCCCGGCGCGGCGGAGGAGGCGCGCGACGCGCUCGCGACGGCGGCGAGCGACCGCGGCGUCGACGUCGAAGCGACGCGCGUCCGCGGCGGGUGUCGCGUCGAGCUCGUCGGCGAGACCGCGGCCGCGGUCUUGGCCUCCGUUCUCGACGAGGACGAGGGGGGUGUUACGCGCGGCGGGGGCCAGACGGCGGCGGCGUGGUUGCGCGACGCGAGGGGCGCGCCGCGGGGGGUGUUACGCGCGGCGACGCGAGGCGAUCCGCGCGAGGCGGCGUGGGCCGCGAAGAAGAAGAGCGGAGACGACGGUGGAGAAGACGCGGCGUCCAUUGUCGGGAGGGGCGUCGCGCGCGGCGACGACGACGUCCGCGCCGCGGGGCUCGCCGCGGGCGGCGGCGCAGGCGCGCGAUCGACGCGAUCGACGCCGCCGCCGCCCGCGACGGCGCAGGCGCUCGCGUCGCGGCGCGCGCGAAUUCGCGCGGACCGCGUCGCCGGUCGCGCGCGCGCGUCGUCGCCGGCGGCGUCGCCGUCGCCGUCGUGCCCCGUUCUGAUCGUCCGCCGCGCGUCGCAUCCGCGCUUACCGAUCGCUCGCCGCGGAUUCACGAUCAUCGCCCCGAGCGGGUGGGCGCUGCCGCUGUGGCUCGCGCUCGUGCACCUCGGCGCGCGCGCGGCGGGGCAGCGGGAGUGGGGGUGGCUCGCGUCGGCGGCGGGGGCGGCGACGUUCCCAGACGACUUUCCAGACGCCGCCGCGGGGGCGACCGCGAUCGAGUCCGCGCGCGCGUCGAUGGACGCGAGAGCGGCGAAGACGCCGCGCGGGAAGCGCGGCGCGGCGUCCGCGUCCGCGCUCGGCGCGCUCGAGGUUGUGAAGCGCGGAGGCGCGAGGGUGGCGAGGACGAAAAAAGCCGUCGCGGCGGCGGCGGCGGCGGCGGGGACGACGACGACGUACGUUCGCGCGCUCGUGCGGUGCCCGUGGGGAGGUCGUCCCGUCCCCGGCGCGCCGGUGCUGAUGCCGCGCCAGGAAGAGAUCGAGACGUGGUCGCCGCUCGCGAGACGAGCGCGCGAGCGCCGCGGGAAGGGCGAGCGCCGCGGCCGUCUCUCCUCCGCGGUCGACGCCGACGUCGACGCCGACGUCGACGUCGACGUCGACGCGCGCGUCGUGAUCGGCGUCGUCACGUCCGCGUCGUCGUCCGCGGCGUCGCUCGGCGUCGCAUCCGCGCUCGUCGACGCGCGCGCGCUGGCGCGCGCGACGCGCGGCGGCGGGGACCGCGACGACGCGGGGGGAUCGAAGCCCGGACGCGGCGGCGGCGGCGGGCGAGACCGCUUCGUCGCGUUGCUCGUUCCCGGCGCGCGUCCGGCGGCGAUCGUUCCAGCGGUCGCGUCCGUCGCGCUGGACGCGAGCGACGUCGACGCGGUGUGGUGGUAG